AUAUUUCUUUCUAUAUGCCUCGCUUUUUUCUUGCCUUUGAACUUCUCACUGCACACUAGAGCCUUCUCGGUUUUGUGCUUCUUCAUCAACCACCCGCCGCCUCUAUUAGUUCUCUGAAAUCAAAAUCGUGCUCCAGAGAUGGUGAGACACACUCUAUUACCUGAGGAAAAGAAGAGCACAGAAUGGCUUAGAACUCUCUUGCAUAGCACUUUUGGCCAUUGUGAUGAUCAUCAACACCUUAGGUAUAAUGAGAAGAAUGUUUUCUGUAUAGAUUGUGAACUUAGCUUGUGCAGGCAUUGCAAGGGAGCUCAUACCCUCCAUAGAAGGAUUCAGAUAUACAAAUACGUUUACCAAGAUGUUGUUCGCCAUUCAGAGUUGCAGAAGUAUUUUGACUCCUCAAGAAUUCAGACCUACAUAUCAAAUAAUGAAAAGAUCAUACAUCUCAAUCCUCGGCUUUCAUCAAAGAGUACCAAACCAUCAAAGAGAGAGAAAUUUGUUGAUGUAAGUACUCCUGAAUCCCUAUCCCGAGAUACCAAACCGUCGAGCAAAUCAAAGUCAGGAGGUGUUUGUGAAGAAUGUGGAAAGCAUUUACAAGAUGAGCGUAAUUGCUUCUGUUCCAUAUCAUGCAAGAUCUCAGUGAUUUCAGCGGAGCCAAAAUUAAUCAAUUCUCCAAAACCAGAAGUUUCUGACCAUUCUCUGAAUGAUAAUCAGAACUCAGAAACUGAGUCAUCAAUCUCUGAGGCAGAGCCAUAUGAGAGAGCUGAGGUUGUGAUUCCAAGAAAACGCCCAAGAAAAGCCAUCCCUCAUAGAUCACCUUUCGUUUUGAUUUCCUAAAGUUAUUAUCACGUUUCCUCUGUCUUUCUUUCUUCUGUGAUUUUAUUUUUCACCAUUUUUUUGGACAAGUUCAGUUGAAACCUUUUAAGGGAAACUCAACCCCACUAUUCACCAUAUUGAAUUCAACAGCUGGGAGGUUGAGAUUCUCUUGCUAUGAGAAAAGUAACAGGGUGAGCUUGUACAGCAUAAGGGCAAUAGUACAAUUUAAAUUGAUGUUCUUAUGUGGAAACUUUGAAUCUAUAUAGCAAGAAUUUCAUUUGAAA
Neltuma alba is the source of this 1097-nucleotide messenger RNA. RefSeq lists its product as uncharacterized. The transcript is spliced from 4 exons. Lineage: Eukaryota; Viridiplantae; Streptophyta; Magnoliopsida; Fabales; Fabaceae. The record is from RefSeq and is a predicted model, not a curated record. The coding region runs from base 139 to 834 and encodes 231 amino acids. Gene Ontology annotation, molecular function: zinc ion binding.